UAAUUAAAAAUAGUAAAUGUAUUAUUAGAUAAUCGUGGAAAAGUCAGAAGGAAUGUCUCUCCCCUACACCUCCGAAAACCAAGAAAUACGAGAUUUGAAAAAUAGAAAUACAAAUUGAUAGAAAAUGUUAGGGCCACAUCUACUCACGAAUACGCAUCUCCAAAGUAGCAUACUUAACAAUUUCCUUAUCCUUGAUUAUGAGAAUAGAAAAAUAAUGAAAACUUCACAUACUUUUCGUCGUCGUAAUGGCUUCGUUUUGCUUCUUGUUCUGAUUCAUUUUUCUGUGUUUGGUUUCUCUUCAAAUAUCGAUGUUUCUUAUAGAGCAAGAGGCAUCAAAAUCAACGGUGACCAAAAACGUGUUCUCUCGAAUUCCAAUCACCCUCGCAGCGAUUUUCGGAAAUCUCUUCAACAUGGAAAGGAACAUUCAGCAUGUACGAAUCAUAAAUCUGUUCGAGGUCCAAUAACGCGUAUUUUUUGCCAAGACGGAUAUGUUAUCACCAAUAUCAAUUUUGCCGACUAUGGAAAUCCCACUGGUACAUGUGAACACUUUAGACACGGCAAAUGCGGCGCACCAGCUACUUUGAGGCUUGUCAAAAAGAAUUGCCUUGGAAAACCGAAGUGUGUAUUUUUAGUGACGGAUGAGAUGUUUGGUCCGAGCCAUUGCAAGGGACCUCCUACACUCGCGGUUGACGCCACUUGUACAAAAACCUAGGUUUCUUAUUCCUACUUAAGAUUUUUGUUAUAGAGAUUGUUUUUUUUUUCUCUUUCUCUCGUUUCAAUCAAGUUGGUGUUGGUCAUUGUAUUUUUCAAAUUUCAAAACAUAAGCAAAGUUAGCAAACCAAGCUUUUGCGUUACAUGUACAAUCCUAUACAAACUCGAUUGACGCUUACGUAACGUUU
This is a messenger RNA of Arabidopsis thaliana (thale cress), 899 nucleotides long. Its product is annotated as D-galactoside/L-rhamnose binding SUEL lectin protein. Gene Ontology annotation, molecular function: carbohydrate binding. Lineage: Eukaryota; Viridiplantae; Streptophyta; Magnoliopsida; Brassicales; Brassicaceae. The record is from RefSeq and is marked reviewed. The transcript has 2 exons. Bases 125 to 712 code for a protein of 195 amino acids.